Pogoniulus pusillus (Red-fronted tinkerbird) is the source of this 1708-nucleotide messenger RNA. RefSeq names its product peroxisomal biogenesis factor 11 alpha (gene PEX11A). Lineage: Eukaryota; Metazoa; Chordata; Aves; Piciformes; Lybiidae. Gene Ontology annotation, biological process: peroxisome fission. The coding region runs from base 65 to 790 and encodes 241 amino acids. Gene Ontology annotation, cellular component: peroxisomal membrane. The record is from RefSeq and is a predicted model, not a curated record. The transcript has 3 exons.
CGGGGCGGAGCGGCCGCGGCCCGCGCACACCUCCCGCGGCUGCCGCCCCUCCGCCGCCGCUGCCAUGGAGGCCUUCGUGGAUUUCACCAACCGGAGCCAGGGCCGGGACCAGCUCUUCCGAGCCACUCAGUACACAUGCAUGUUGCUUAGCUAUCUAAUAGAGCGUAAGGCUGAUAAGGAGACGCUGGUAAUGAAACUCAAGCAGUUGGAAUCUAGCAUGAGUUCUGGCCGGAAAAUGUUCAGACUGGGCAACAUGGUGCAUGCCUUGGUAGCAGCCAGGAGGACAACACAGCUGCCAGAUGUGGUUCCUCGCUUCUGCCUGACAGCCUCCAACCUGACUCGUGCCCUCUACUUCGUCUGUGACACAGCUCUGUGGCUCAGGAGCGUGGGGCUGCGGCCUGACAUCGACAAGCCCAAGUGGCACAGCUGGGCCACCAAGUGCUACUACAUUUCACUGCUGCUGAACCUGGGCAGGGACUGGUACGAGAUCUCCUGGAGGCUGGAACAAGCUGUCCAGGAAGAAAAGACAAAGGAGCACUUCUGCUGUCAGGAGCUGCGCUGUGUGAGGUGUGAGGGUGUGCGUGGGUUUCUCACCCUGCUGUGCCAGGUGCUGAAGAGACAUCCUCCUUUGCUGCUGGACUUGGUGAAGAACCUCUGUGACCUCUCAGGCCCUUUGGACACACUGGGCAUCUACAAGACCAACCCAGGAGUGAUUGGUUUCUGUGGUGUCCUCUCCUCCCUGGUGGGGAUCCUCACAUUAGCAAGCCCACAUCUGAAGCUGAAGCAGUGACACCGAGCGUGCAGCAAGCCAACAGCUCUGAUCUCCCCAUGGGUUUUGAUCCUUCGUGUGGCACUUUCAGAAUCAGCAUCUCUCACAGUGACUUCAAGGUUGAUUUUAGCCCCUAAAGAAGUGAGUUCUACCCUUUUCCUUGCCCCAUGUCUUUCCAGCUGAGUUUGGUGCUGUGACACGUUACCUGAUGGGGAGAAGACAGAGAAGGAGAAACAGGACUUGGAACAUGGCUGCUUGAUAAGGAACUGUUGAUGUUCCUCUCUUUUAAUGCAGGGUUGUGAAGUAGCUGCACAGACACUGUCCUGGGGUGUGACUCACAGCUGGUCGUGUUUACUCUGGGAAGCUGGAAUUCACCAGGCGAAGGUUCCUGCACCCACAUUGUCUGCAGUGGGCUCAGGCAGGUCAGGAGCUGUGCUUACAAUGGCCUGCAGGCAAGAGUGAGUGUGCUGCAGGGUUUGGGCUGAGGGACCUGUCCUCUGCAGGCAGUGGUGGGAGCGCAGUGUGAUGGUUCCUGAGCCAGCUCAGCAGCGUGCAGCAGCGAUGAUGGAUCUGCAGCCUGGCAAGCGCCAGCGAGCGCCCAGGAGAUCAGCACUUUCUUCUUUCCCUUUGAUAAUGUGAGCCAAGGGCCCCCUGGCCUCCACCUCUGAUUUCUCCAGUGGGCCAUGGCUGAGGGUUUUGGUGAAGGACAGUGUGUGGGAAGCUUGUGAUGAUGCUGUGAUCUGUAGGGCACUGGUUUCCAAAGCUGUGGGUCUGGAAGCACUCACAAGCACUCCGUUUCUAGUCACACCUGUGCCUGAGCUCCCAAAGCCCUGUGACUCCAGCUACAACAGCCUCCCACUAACCAGCCUGUGGUGAGGAGCUGGCUUUGUGGCCUUUACAUGAGAAAUCCCAGUAUAAUAAAGAGCUUUGGAACCUGCA